Messenger RNA from Malaclemys terrapin pileata, 2465 nucleotides. Its product is annotated as C-type lectin domain family 17, member A-like. The transcript has 10 exons. Bases 1 to 1011 code for a protein of 336 amino acids. Lineage: Eukaryota; Metazoa; Chordata; Testudines; Emydidae. The record is from RefSeq and is a predicted model, not a curated record.
AUGUCUCAGCAAGAGCUCUAUGGGAAUUGGCUGUGCCCUCCACCGUCACCAGGGAAGAGACUGGUGAGACAAACAGGGAUCUACUUAUUAGCAGGGGGACCAGCACAUGCAAGUCACUUCAGAUCUGGCUCACCUGAUAGUUUUUCCAAUGAGGAGGAUUAUGACGAUGUGUCCCUGUCCGAGACGGGAGAUCACAUGCAAAGGAGGCUACCAGCUUAUCAAGACAAUACAGAUGUAGCAAGUCAGAGAAGCAAGGAAAGCAAAGGGGUUUACGUGCUAGCCGGGAAGCCAGCAUCUUCAAGUCUCCCAAGGACAGCUGACCCCAUUCCUGACGCCAACCAAGGAAUAGGCUACAGACCGAAGUCCAUUGUGACACUGUAUCUCCUGAUGGGCAUUUGUUUUGCAAUGUGGGCAGUUCUCCUCUCACUGGCAGUGGUGAAAUACAUGGAGAUGUCAGAGGAGUUAAAAGUUUUAAACUAUAACCACUCGGAGAGGCUAAUGAACGUGGUGCAGGACCUGGCUGAUGCACGAAUAGAGCGAAAGAAAAUCCAGACCAACGUGAACAAGAGCUAUAAGGAAUUGUUGGAUUUGACAGCAUCCAUCUGCAAUGCGUUCCCAGAGCCUAUUCAAUGUGCAGCCAGCUGGAAGAAGUUUGGGAAAACAUGCUAUUACUUUUCAAAUACGACUACAGACUGGAUGGGUGCGAAGCAGUUCUGCACUGAUCAAAAGGCUUCCCUGGUUAUCGUUAACAAUGACAACGAGCAGGCUUUCUUGAAAGACUGUAAUAAACAGAAAAGGACAUACUGGCUGGGACUGAGUGAUGCAGAGGAGGAAGGGAAGUGGCAGUGGAUAGACAAUAGCCCGUAUUCUGUCAGCUUUUGGAACUUGGGGGAACCAGACAUCCAGGGUGAGGAGGAAGACUGUGUCUACAUGAGUUCUACUGGGACAUGGGGCGAUUCCAAGUGCUCCCAGCCCAAUUACUGGAUUUGUGAACAGACAUGGAUCUGCUGACCCACUUUUCAAACAUGCUGUCAUUAUGGGAUUGAGCACAAGUCCUACUGCUCCUCCUGCACCUGCUCAGUGGCUGACAAGAACUCACUCCAGCUCCCCAAUAGCUGAACUGAAGAUGACGUUUCUCCUGAUUGUUAAUAGCGCUCUCCUGCAUGCUAGUUAGGGCUGUAGGUUCAGGGGUCCAAGUGGUCCCAAAAAAGUGGCAGUAUUAUACCUCAGCCCUGCUCACUUCCUCAAGCUUUACCCAUAAAACACAGAGCAGCUACACACUUCAGCUAAAAUUAUCAAUAGUUGAAAUGUAACUGUGCUGACACGUAAAUGGCCACCAUUAGGCUUCAGAAUCAACACCCACUUAAAACAAAUGAGGAAAGUUCAUGCCUCUCAGAGCUAUGAGGCCCAAUUCUUUACUUGCAUCUGUUUUAAACCCACGUAACAACUGAUUUCAAUGUAGUUACCUGUGCAUCAGUAGUGUCUACUUAACUCUCAGAAAUUAUGGCUUCUAUAGACUAAUUCUUAUACUUCAAAUCCACUCCUCAAAAAUAUGAUAGUGUUGACAAGACCCCUUAAGGGGAUGCAGCCACUUCACUCAUACCAUAUAUUUAGGCUUGGCAGAAUUAGGUUGUUUUUAUAUAUACAAUUUUGAAAGAUAAAUAGUAUCAAUGUUUAUUUAAGUAUUUAAAAAAAAUUAUCAAUGUAAAUUUUCACAGUUGUAGAAAAUUAUGGGCAGGUCAGACAAUAUUUAUUUUACGACAGUAGAUAAAUUAAACUAAUGGAGACAUCCUAACUCCUAGAACUGGAAGGGACCUUGAAAGGUCAUCAAGUCCAGCCCCCUGCCUUCACUAGCAGGACCAAGUACUGAUUUUGCCCCUGACCCCUAAGUGGCCCCCUCAAGGAUUGAGCUCACAAUCCUGGGUUUAGCAAGCCAAUACUCAAACCACUGAGCUAUCCCUCCCCCUAUUUUGAAUGCAGACAUUCAAAAAGUUAAAACAUUAUCACCAUUAAAAACACAAAUUGUCAAUGUCACAUGUCAGAAUAUACAAAGUAGAUAUCCUUAAAUCAAACUCUAAUAUAUGCUCAAGCCGUAUUUUCUUACUUUAUCUAUCUGUAAAUUCUGAUUAUUAGCAAUGACAUUUUUUUGGGCGGUUUAUUUGUGUACUGUGAAAUUGACAUUUACCAACAUUGAAUGAUAAACGUUGAAUCCUUCCAAGUUUACAUAUAUUCCUCCUUCACUUUCUAUCACUCCAUGCAAGUUGCAUCUCUCCCUGCCUUAAGCCAUGUCCUUUCAUUCAUUUGUGGAAUAAUAAUUAUGUGAUUCUGUAGCUAGGGUCAAGUUGAGUUUUGCCCUUUAAAACAGGGAUUCUGCUUUAUUGUUAUGUAGAAAGAACAUAGCAUAUUUUCCUCAAACGUGCAGAAAUUGUAACGGAGCACAGAAUGGAUUUUCUGAGGGUUUACAA